AUGCCAUUCACUCGAUCAAGUACCCUUCCAACUCUCUCAUUAGAGGACGAAAGGUAUUUCAAUCAGAAUCUGAGUCCUCAGUCUCGUCCAUUGGACAUGUGCAAGGGAUCCGACCUUCUGCCCGGCAACUGGUCCUAUGACAGUGCUAUCGAUCUCUUUUCUCUGAACCCCGCCAACAUGGAUCCAGUCGCCUUCGAUUUUACCGACAACUUUACCAAUGCAGACUCCAAAGAUUUGUUCGUGGAUCCAUUCGGAACACCAACGGUCAUCAAUGGUUUCACGAUGCCUGCCGCCGAUGACACAGUAUCUCUCUCAUCAGAUCUGGACAGCGAUGAUCAGUCUUGGUCCGCCGGAAUGUGCCAAUCCAUUGACAAGACUAUCCCCGAAGAACCCACCAAACCAUCCAGGCCUGUCACCCGCAACUCUGUCCAGAGCACCGCCUCAACGCGAUGGUCGUCCAGCCCCGAGAUGCAAUCCCAAGAAUAUAUCACCCCCAAACAAUCAAAGACAUCCGGUCGGAAAUCUCGCAGUCUCUCGCAAGACUCCAACGUCUCCUCGAGCCAAGACCCCCAAAUGCGUAACGCCGCUAAAAGAGCUGCCCACAACAUCAUCGAGAAACGUUACCGCACGAACAUGAACGCCAAAUUCCUCGCUCUGGAAAAGGCAAUCUCCCCCGCCGGAGCCCACAAACAAUCUCGAGUCGGUGCUGGAAAUUUGAAGAAAUCCGAGAUCCUCAGCAACGCCCUCGCAUACAUCGAAAGUGUGCAACAGGAAAACGCAGCCGUUCACAAGGAACUCGCGCUUUUAGAACACAGUCUUGUCUCCGGGGGAGUGUGGCGACACAAGCAGCCGCGCGCUUGA
Messenger RNA from Penicillium maclennaniae, 861 nucleotides. RefSeq lists its product as uncharacterized. NCBI's taxonomy places the organism in Eukaryota, Fungi, Ascomycota, Eurotiomycetes, Eurotiales, Aspergillaceae. Gene Ontology annotation, molecular function: protein dimerization activity. The transcript is spliced from 2 exons. The coding region runs from base 1 to 861 and encodes 286 amino acids. The record is from RefSeq and is a predicted model, not a curated record.